Messenger RNA from Fusarium poae, 903 nucleotides. RefSeq lists its product as uncharacterized. Gene Ontology annotation, molecular function: protein-lysine N-methyltransferase activity. The record is from RefSeq and is a predicted model, not a curated record. Gene Ontology annotation, biological process: peptidyl-lysine dimethylation. Bases 1 to 903 code for a protein of 300 amino acids. NCBI's taxonomy places the organism in Eukaryota, Fungi, Ascomycota, Sordariomycetes, Hypocreales, Nectriaceae. The transcript has a single exon.
AUGUCUCUCACCUGGCGUAUUUCCGUCAAUGGCGAGGCUGACGAUCCCGAGGACUACCUUUCAGACGCACUGGGCGUCAUCUUCCCUGGCGAUAUCACAAACCAACAUGGUGAUGCCAAACACAAUCUCUCUUACACCUCACCUCAUCUCCCCAAGCCUCUUGUUAUCGACCUUGCCGACCCUGUGAAGGAGGAUGACCGCAAGCUGUUCUCACACUACCUUUGGAACUCCUCUCUAUUGCUCGCCGAGUUCAUCGAAGCCGACUCAUUGGGUAUCCCCCUGCAGAAGCCUCGCGAGGCCCAGGACAGCAUGUCCUUCGACGUAAAGGGACUCGAUAUUCUUGAGCUCGGAGCUGGAACCGCGUUGCCAAGUAUCAUGGGAGCUCUUCUGGGUGCAAAGCGUGUCGUCGCUACGGAUUACCCAGCCGAACCUGUUCUGAAAUCUCUACGCACAAAUGUCGAGCGCAACAUCCAACCCCCAUUCUCACCCGCCUCUGCCGAAAUGACCCCUUUUUCUGGGGUGUCCGUCCACGGCCAUUCCUGGGGCGAGCUCGAGGACCCCUUUAGCGUCUCAGGCGAGCACGCAUUUGACCGAAUCAUUGCAGCCGAUUGCCUCUGGAUGCCUUGGCAGCACACCAACUUACACCGAUCCAUCUCCCAUUUCCUUAAACGCACACCUGAAGCGCGAUGCUGGGUUGUCGCAGGUUUCCAUACUGGCCGACAGAAAAUGAGCGGAUUCUACGACGCCGCGGCCCUCAAGGAGGUCGGACUCGAGGUCGAGAGGAUAUGGGAAAGGGAUUGCAACGGCGAGGAGAGGUCAUGGGAUAUCGAGCGGGAAGAUGAUAUUACAAUUCGAAAGACGUGGCUCGUAGUCGCUUCGUUGAAGUGGAUCUCGACGCCGUGA